AUAAUAUUAAUAGAAGGACCCCGAAGUUAGCUUGACUGUCUCUUGGUCGUCUGCCCAUCCACCACCCUUAAGACAGCAUGGGCAGAAGCAAAGCCAGUCGAGUUGGCAACAACGAGCACGAUAGUUCUCUGCAACAAUAUAACGAUACUGAUGGCCAUUUCUCCCUAGUCAGAAACUUCCGUCUAGCUGAUCUUGUUACCAUUAUGAAUGGUGUCUGCGGCUCUUUCUCGAUAUUUUCAUCCGCACAGUACCUAUUGACGAAUGACGACGAUUACUUGAUGUGGGCACUUGCACUCCCACUGGCCGGAUUAAUGUUCGACUUCAUGGACGGUAAAGUUGCGAGGUGGAGAAAAUCAUCAAGUAUGCUCGGCCAAGAACUCGAUAGUCUUGCAGAUCUGGUAUCAUUCGGUGUUGCACCAGCCGUGGUUGCUUUUGCUGUGGGCCUUCGGACAUACCUUGACACCGUAUGUUUGACUGGUUUCAUAUGUUGUGGUCUCGCUCGUCUUGCCCGCUUUAACGCAACUGUUGCGUUGAUUCCCAAGGAUGCAACAGGCAAGUCCAGGUACUUCGAGGGCCUUCCUAUCCCUUCGUCUCUCGGACUCGUUGCGAUUCUGUCAUACUGGGCUCGACGAGGUUGGGUUGAGGGCAAACAGGGGAUACCAGGAGGUCUCAUUACGUUGUGGGGAACACCAGGUGGUCGGGGGGACAUUCACCCUGUCAGUGUUAUUUUUGGGUUAUGGGCAGCCGCUAUGGUCAGCAAAACCCUUCGAGUUCCAAAGUUGUGAUGUUGGGUGGUGACUUUUUUACUACUCCUUGUUUGAGCACAUUAUGAUAAAGCACGGACACUACACUAUAGGCAUAUAGUAUUAGGAAAGACUACUUACUUGACCCUGAUAGUGCGCGCCCUGCAAACGAUUUUUUCAUGCCGU
This is a messenger RNA of Suillus clintonianus, 929 nucleotides long. RefSeq lists its product as uncharacterized. Gene Ontology annotation, molecular function: phosphotransferase activity, for other substituted phosphate groups. NCBI's taxonomy places the organism in Eukaryota, Fungi, Basidiomycota, Agaricomycetes, Boletales, Suillaceae. The coding region runs from base 78 to 785 and encodes 235 amino acids. Gene Ontology annotation, biological process: phospholipid biosynthetic process. The transcript has 3 exons. The record is from RefSeq and is a predicted model, not a curated record. Gene Ontology annotation, cellular component: membrane.